CAGUAUUGAAGUUGAGUGUGGCGUUGUUGGCUGUCGUGACCUGUCUCUCUAGGUCUCCAGUCAUCACCUGUGUCUCUAAGUCUCCAAUCAUCACCUGUGUCUCUAGGUCUCCAGUCAUCACCUGUGUCUCUGAGUCUCCAAUCAUCACCGGUGUCUGUAAAUCUCCAAUCAUCACCGGUGUCUCUAAAUCUCCAAUCAUCACCUGUGUCUCUAAGUCUCCAAUCAUCACCUGUGUCUCUAAGUCUCCAAUCAUCGCACAUGGCCACACUGGGGAGGGAAAAUGCCCGAGGAUGAGGUAACACGUUAUCACACCUGUGCGACAAUGACCUCAAGUAGUGCGUUACCUGUGAGCCUCCACCUGCUAAUUACUCUACCAUAAUGGCCGGCCAACAUAACAAGGUGUUCUCAGACAGGUAUGGCGUCUUCAGGAUUCAGGAGCUUGGCAACAAUAAACUUGGAAAGGGCAGUCAUCUCUGGUAACGCAGAGGAGGUGAAAGACUCUCUCUCCCUGGGCGCUGAUCCCACCACCAUCGUCAGCGUUGAUUCUGAUGAUAAAGGUCUCUGUCUACUGAGCAAAGCGGCGAGGGAGGGCCACAGUCAACUGAUAUCUCCUCUUCUGCUAGCAGGACUCUCAGCAGAUGGUUCAGGGCAGUCCUGCUACACGCCGCUACACUGGGCCUCUCAGUCUGGUCACCACCAGUUUGUGAGGAGACUAAUACUCCUAGGCUCACCCAACCUGGAGGCUGUAGACGACAAUGGUUACACCCCCCUACGUGUGGCAGCCAGCAGGGGUCACCAGUCAUGUGUCAAGGAACUGCUGAGUGAAGGAGCUGACCCCAACACUAGGGACUCAAUCGGUCGCACGCCGCUCUACAUUGCAUCCUUGCUCAAUCACACACUUGUUGUGCAACAGCUUCUGCAAGAUACCCGCUGCGACCCACAUGUAUUAGACAUAAACAACAACACGGCACUACACGCGGCAGCACAGGGAGGAGGGUUAGAGGCAGCGCAAGACCUGGUAGUGGCUGGUAUUGAUCCAGAUGCCAAGACCAAAUGCGGAAACACACCUGUGGACCAAACCAGCCUCUAUGGUUACCACUACCUCGGCUGGUGGCUCAGGAAGCUCCCUCGUUCACGACCUCUUGUUGAGACGCCUACCUUACAGAUAGUGAAAGAUUGCUGGAGGAAAUGUAAGACGGACUAUGGGAGACUGUCACAGCUGAUCCACAAUAACGAAUACGUCACCCUCAGAGUCAACACCCACCUCACGCUAGACGUUCACCAGCAGGAUGACAAUGGCUUCACACCUCUUCACAUGGCAGCACAAUUAAACAAACCUGAAGUAGUACGCACCCUACUGCACAAGUGUGGGGUAUAUCCUGACGUGGUGACCUGGGGUGAUGAGACUCCCCGUGAUAUAGCACUAAAGAAAGGUCACCAUGAGUGCCUGACCUUCCUCACAAAAUUCAUCUCUGGUCAACAACAAACACAGAACCCACAAGAGCAGCUGUUAUGGGUCAUCAGCCGGAGUGACAACGUAAGGAAGGCCAGUGAUCUACUGCGAGGUGGGGCGCGGCCCGAGACUGUGGGUGACUACUCCACACAACCACUCGCCCUGGCCAUCACCUGUAAUCGAUCCAGGAUAGUGAGCCUCCUGCUGGCAGCUGGGGCGCCUCUCACCAGCACCACCCAGGGUCUCGGCCUACUGAAGCUGGCCUGGCGCUCACCUGAUGUCACCCCCAUUGUUCAAGUGACCGUCACAAGGGUAUUUCUCCAUAAACUGAAGGAUGAGCGUCGUCGUAUAGAGGACCUUUCGCCAAACCUCCGUACAGGUGUUGAUCAACUCAUAUCUACCUUAGACAGAGAAGAUGACACCCCCUGGCGCGCCUCUUGGCCUCCGGGUGAGACAAUAGCCCAACUGACACACCUCAUGGUAGAGGCCGCCCGAGUCAACUGUACCUUGACCUGCUACUUCCUUCAUCGUGCGGGUGGUCGACCUUCUCUCCGCGACAAGUCCUACGUGAGUCCUGUACGCACGGCUCUGGAAGCUAAGCACUGGGGUCUGGCGAAGGAGCUAAUCAAACACAUGGGAGGCUGCCUGUAUGUGGAGGAGGACGCUAGAGGUCGACUGCCGGCGGAUAUGUUGCCUGUAGACCUCCAACACUCUAUAGACAAGAGCAUCUACGACAAGGAGAGGAACAAGCUGAUGGAGAUGGAAGAGAAAACAAGUGACCAGAUGAUCAAGCAACAGGUGCAGGAAGUGUUGGAGCUUCAAGAGAUUCUCUACACCAGCCACUUAAAGGUGAAUCUUCCCCAAGACCCCCUCCUCCAUGCCCUCCUACUGGCCUCACAGAAUGGACUAAAGCAGCUGGUCUACCUGUUGGUCAAGGUGGGAAAUCUGCCAGUUGACGAAGUGGUGGAUCCUACGACCCAGACGACCGCCCUCCAUCAGGCCGCCUCUCACGGGAAGACCAGCUGUGUUAUUCUCCUUCUGAGUUUUGGCGCUCAGCCUCUGAUGCCUGACAGGUAUAGCCAAACAGCGGCACAUCUCGCAGCAAUGUUUGGACAUGAUGACACCUACCAGGUUUUAGCCCAGUUUAUGCCGCAGUGCAAACCUUCCUGCAGGGCUGGAACCACUCCACAAGAAGUAAACAAACACUUCAACAUAUACCUGAAGAUGUACCACAAACACACAGACACAAAUGUAUCACCACAAAAUGCACAAAUAUGGAAUGACCCAAGAGAGGCUACUAAGAACGUUCUCAGUCAAAUUGACUUAAGGAAGUUGAUGAUGGAUGCACAGUCGGUGGCUGUUAAUUUCUGUCAAGGUGAAGCGAAACAGGUGAAAGACAUAGUGAUGCAGGAACUGAAGGCGAUUAUAGAUAAAGUUUCAGGUAAAGAUGAAACAUACAGAGGGUUACUGGAGCUGCUAGGAAGCGCCGCAGAUGCCACAAAACUCUACUGCCCGGACGAGUAUGACGUCAAUCUCCUCCUCUACACGUGUUCUGGAGUGACAAUUAAAGUCAAGGAACAACCCGAGAAAGAUGUAUCACUCAGCGGUCAUAAGUUGAAGAUCGAGGUCGAAACAGAAGAUGCUGCUCUACAAGGUAAUGCACUGCUAAACAAUCUUUAUCUCAGAAUGAGGGAGAUUCUUGUUAGCUACAAGAUUAAGGACAAGAGAGUAAGCCUUGUGCCACCUGGCUUAACAAAGACACAAGUAGGCGUGACACUGUUAAUGUCUUGGCAGGGCAGUGAGUAUCCUCUACUGUUGAUCGGCGUCGACUUAGUGCCGGUGGUGGUGGUUCCUUGGCCUAGUGAGGUACACAAGCCUCGUCUCACACCCGAUAACUCACAGGUGAUACCUCUCAGCUACGUGGUAGAUAAAAACUGGCGUGGCAGCUUCGCCAACUGUGAGGUGGUGGUGUUGAGUCAGCUGGACCCUCAGGAGCGCCAAGUGUACCUCACCGCCAAGACUCUCCUCUCCUGCAUGAAGGCUGAACCCUGGAUGCCCAAGAAGUAUAAGAAUCAGUUCUGCUGGUGGGAUUCCCGUUACUGGAAAAUCCCUACUCCAGCAGGAUUCUGCCUCAAAAAUUCCUUCUUGAAGCUGCUGGAGAAGAAACGACAAGAAGAGGUCAACUGGCAAGAAAGUGACCUCAGAGAAUGUGUGACAGAAGUGUUCAGAGGAAUGUGUCUGCAGGAGGACACUGACGGCCAACAUCUUAUACCGGCCAAGGUUCACGCUUACUUCGGUGGCGAUUGUGAGGUGCCCAAGAUUGGUGAAGGAGCUCCAGAAAUAAUUGCGUUUUUGGAGGAAAAUUCUUAGUAAGAUGCUGGUGAAUGCCAGAGUACAGACAAGGUUUACCGAGUCAUAGUGAGAGGAGGAACAGGUCUGUCCGUAACUUAUGAAUAAUGAACACCAUCUUGAGAAUCAUCAAUAAUCUUACAAUGCAUCAAUAACCUUACAGUGCAUCAAUAACCUUACAGUGCAUCAAUAACCUUACAGUGCAUCAAUAACUUUACAGUGCAUCAAUAACCUUACAGUGCAUCAAUAUCUUUAGUGUACCAACAACCUACCAGUGGACCAAUAACCUUACAGUGCAUCAGUAACCUUACAGUGCACCAAAUACUGAAUGCCUAAGUAACAAAUUCAGAAUUAAGUUGUAGAGUAAUUGUUAUAAUGAUCAUGUUGGUGGUGACACAAGUGUUAAGUGAUCUUGUUAGUUAACUUUUAUAAUAUUUACUUGUGGCAUAAAACUUGUACUCUGUUCUCCCAAAAUAAUUAUUUUUAUAUCAAAGGAACUUUACAUAGUGUAGUGUUCAGUCGUUUGCUUUAUUUAAUAACUAUUACCUGACACUAUAUGUAUAUACUGUACAAGUAUAUAUAUAAUGCCCGAGAAAGUAUAAAAUAAACAAUUACAAUACAAACUUUAUUUAUUUGCAGUACAGUCAAGGUACCUCUGAAUGUCGUACUCAAACAACAAUAUGU
Homarus americanus (American lobster) is the source of this 4486-nucleotide messenger RNA. RefSeq names its product serine/threonine-protein phosphatase 6 regulatory ankyrin repeat subunit A-like. The record is from RefSeq and is a predicted model, not a curated record. Bases 416 to 3823 code for a protein of 1135 amino acids. Gene Ontology annotation, molecular function: protein binding. The transcript is spliced from 8 exons. NCBI's taxonomy places the organism in Eukaryota, Metazoa, Arthropoda, Malacostraca, Decapoda, Nephropidae.